Messenger RNA from Athalia rosae (coleseed sawfly), 5180 nucleotides. It is a transcript of the gene CPSF1, whose product is annotated as cleavage and polyadenylation specificity factor subunit 1. Bases 492 to 4859 code for a protein of 1455 amino acids. Gene Ontology annotation, cellular component: nucleus; mRNA cleavage and polyadenylation specificity factor complex. The transcript is spliced from 8 exons. Gene Ontology annotation, molecular function: nucleic acid binding; protein binding. The record is from RefSeq and is a predicted model, not a curated record. Lineage: Eukaryota; Metazoa; Arthropoda; Insecta; Hymenoptera; Athaliidae.
UAAAAACGAUUACUGUAAUUGUUGUCUCAACUAGGCGUGGUAGCAUCACGAUCAUUGGUUCCUUUCACGCAAAUUUUCGAAUAUUCCAGGAAUUUUGGGGCAAUUAGAUCAGAUCAUUUAUGUAUUUGCGCACGUGCACUUCGACCACCAUCACAUUCACACAAUUCGACAUCGUCCUCAAUUUCUGUCGUACGUACACGAUACGUAUGUACCUCUCGAUACAUUGCGAUAAAUUCGAUGUUUGUAGUGCUUUGAAUUGACAAUAGACAUAACCAAAUAUUAACUCCACCUACGAUGUUCCGGUGAACAAGAAGCGCGUGUAAACAAAUAUGAAAAUCGAAACGUAUAAAAGAUCUAAUCUUGUGGAGUUUGAACAGGUACAAGAAAAAAUUAAAAGAACGUAGUAAAGAGAAUCGGAACUCAGUUUAUACCAGUCUACAAUCCCAACCUAACCCAACUCCGAAUGCUGUGUAAAACGCUAUAACAUCAAAAUGUACUCAAUUUGCAAGAGUACGCAUCCAGCGACAGGUGUCGAGCACGCUAUUACUUGUUGCUUUUUUAAUCAGACAGAAAAAUGUCUAGUUGUAGCCAGUGCAAACAUUGUGAGAGCUUUCCAUUUGAUCCCGGAUGUCGACUCAACCAAGAAAGAGAGAUACACAGAAUCAAGACCUCCGAAAAUGAAACUUGAAUGUAUGGCUCAGUAUACGUUGCAUGGAAACGUAAUGUCAAUGCAGGCUGUUAGGCUCGUUGGAUCUCAGAGGGAUUCUUUGCUCCUCAGCUUCAGGGAUGCAAAACUGUCCGUCGUAGAGUAUGACCUGGACAUGCAUGAUCUGAGGACUGUUUCUUUGCAUUUUUUUGAAGAGGAAGAAAUGAGGGAUGGCUGGACCAAUCAUCACCACAUACCUAUAGUAAGGGUAGAUCCUGAAGGUAGAUGUGCCGUUAUGCUUGUUUAUGGCAGAAAAUUGGUCGUUCUUCCUUUCCGAAAGGAUCCUAUUAUCGAUGACGGAGAUUUAGUUGAGCCUAUGAAACCCUCGUCUCACAAGGCCCCAAUACUUUCCUCAUACAUGAUAGUUCUCAAAACGCUAGAAGAAAAAAUGGACAACAUCAUAGACCUACAAUUCUUACACGGAUACUAUGAACCCACUUUGCUUAUUUUGUACGAACCCGUCAGAACAUUUGCUGGGCGCAUAGCGGUGAGACAAGACACAUGUGCAAUGGUUGCGAUAUCACUCAAUAUCCAGCAGAAGGUUCAUCCCAUUAUUUGGUCUGUCUCAAAUUUGCCUUUUGACUGCUGUCAGGCAGUACCUGUCAAAAAACCUCUUGGAGGAACGCUCAUCAUGGCCAUAAAUUCUCUGAUAUAUCUUAACCAGAGUAUACCACCUUAUGGGGUUUCUCUCAACAGUUUGGCAGAGACCAGCACCAACUUUCCACUCAAGCCACAGGAGGGUGUAAAGAUGAGUCUGGAAGGCGCUCAGGUGGCUUUUAUAUCUACGGACCGUUUGGUAAUAUCAUUAAAAACUGGAGAGCUUUACGUUCUGUCGUUAUUUGCCGAUAGCAUGAGAUCCGUACGUGGUUUUCACUUCGAUAAAGCUGCAGCCAGCGUUUUGACAUCGUGUGUCUGCACGUGCGAGGACAAUUAUCUCUUUCUUGGUUCAAGACUCGGGAAUUCUUUGUUAUUGAGAUUCAUGCAGAAGGAAACCGAAGGCAUCAUGCCUUUAAACAACUCAGAGAUAACUCUAGAUGAUGAUGAAGAGGAUGAAUCUGUCACUGACAAGGUUGGAAAUGUAAGAAAGGUGAACAAUGACAGUGUAGAAGAUGGAGAUCAAGAUAACCAAAAGGACGACAAUGAUAAUGAUGACGAUGCCAAUGGCGGAGAAACACCAGCUAAAAAAAUAAAGCAAGAUUACCUUGGGGAUUGGAUGGCUUCAGAUGUGCUAGAUAUCAAAGAUACUGAGGAGCUGGAAGUAUACGGAAGCGAAACUCAAGCUUCUAUCCAAAUAACUUCUUACAUCUUCGAAGUCUGUGACAGUCUUCUCAAUAUCGGACCUUGCGGUAAUAUAUCAAUGGGUGAGCCAGCCUUUCUUUCUGAAGAAUUUUCUCAUAACCAAGAUCCUGAUGUUGAACUUGUCACGACUUCCGGAUAUGGUAAAAACGGUGCUCUAUGCGUUCUCCAGCGGUCUGUAAGGCCCCAAGUAGUCACCACGUUUGAGCUUCCUGGAUGCGAAGAUAUGUGGACUGUUAUUGGUGCGGUGAACAAUGAAGAGCAAGCAAAAGCUGAAAUAGAAGGAACGCACGCAUUUUUAAUACUCAGUCACGAAGAUUCUACCAUGAUCCUGCAAACCGGACAAGAAAUCAACGAAGUCGAACAAAGUGGGUUCAGCACGCAAGGCACUACUGUCUUUGCUGGAAAUCUCGGAGCAAAUAAAUACAUCGUUCAAGUAACACAGAUGGCAGUGAGGCUCAUGCAAGGACUAGAACAAAUUCAACAUAUCCCUUUGGAUCUCGGCUGUCCAAUCGUGCACGCUAGUUGCGCCGAUCCCUAUGUUACAAUUUUAAGCAAAGAUGGUCAAGUUAUGUUAUUAACACUCAGAGAAGGCCGCAGCGCACCACGACUUCAUAUUUAUCCUGCAAACCUCCUAUUCAGACCACAAAUCGAGACUCUCUGCGCCUACAGAGAUGUCAGCGGUAUUUUUACUACCCAUCAUCCGGAUGAUUCUGAAGACACGGAAUUCCCCAGAGAGGAAAAACCAAACGAUGAACCAAUUUUUGCUGGGACCGUUGACGACGAGGAUGAACUUCUCUAUGGUGAUGCACCUGCCUUUCAAAUGCCUGUCCCCCCACGUGUGAAAACUCAUGAUGGGACCAAUAAGAAAUUACCCUGGUGGCAGAAACAUUUGCAAGAAAUAAAGCCAACUUUCUGGCUUCUUGCAUAUCGAGACAGUGGUACUCUGGAAAUAUAUUCACUUCCAGAACUCAGACUCUGUUAUUUGAUUCGUAACUUUGGCUUUGGGCAAUAUGUGUUACACGAUAGCAUGGAAUCAACAACACUGAUGACUUCGCAAUCUAAUGAACUUCCUUGUUCAGAAAUGCAAGUGAGGGAAAUUCUCAUGGUUUCCCUUGGUCACCAUGGAAGCAGGCCUAUGCUUUUGGUCAGAACUGAUUCGGAGAUACAAAUCUAUCAAGCUUAUCGAUACUCAAAGGGUCAUUUAAAACUCCGAUUUCGAAAACUGGACCAUUCAAUUAUUCCAGGACAGAUCAGGCCAAAACCGAAAAAUGAAAGCGAACUCAACAUGAAUACUACACGUGUGUGCAUGAUGCGAUACUUUAGCAACAUUGCUGGAUAUAAUGGAGUCUUUCUUUGCGGAGGAUACCCGCACUGGAUAUUCCUUACAGGACGUGGAGAGCUUCGAGCCCACCCUAUGGGAAUUGAUGGCGCUAUCACUUCUUUUGCACCAUUCAACAACGUAAAUUGUCCACAAGGUUUUUUAUACUUCAAUGGAAAAGAAGAGCUCAGAAUUUGUGUGUUGCCCACGCACUUGUCUUACGAUGCUCCGUGGCCAGUUAGAAAAGUCCCAUUACGCUGCACUCCGCAUUUUGUAACUUAUCAUCUAGAAAGUAAAACUUAUUGUGUUAUAACCAGCAUAGCUGAACCACUCAAAAGCUAUUAUAAGUUUAACGGAGAGGACAAAGAAUACACGGAGGAAGAAAGAGACGAGCGGUUUUUGUAUCCUAUGCAAGAUCAAUUCUGCAUUGUAUUAUUUUCUCCAGUGUCAUGGGAGACUAUUCCGAAUACAAAAAUAGAACUUGAUCAAUGGGAACAUGUAACUUGCUUGAAAAAUGUAUCCUUAGCAUAUGAGGGCACAAGGUCUGGCUUAAAAGGCUAUAUUGUACUUGGUACCAAUUAUAACUACGGAGAAGAUAUAACUAGCCGGGGGAGAAUUCUAAUAUUUGAUAUCAUAGAAGUAGUUCCUGAGCCUGGCCAACCCCUUACAAAAAAUCGAUUCAAACAAAUCUAUGCCAAGGAACAGAAGGGCCCGAUAACAGCAAUCACUCAAGUUUCUGGAUUUCUCGUUUCUGCGGUUGGACAAAAAAUCUAUAUAUGGCAGCUCAAGGACAACGAUCUAGUUGGCGUUGCUUUUAUUGAUACGCAAAUCUACAUCCACCAGAUGCUAAGCAUUAAGAGUCUGAUUCUCGUUGCUGACGUUUACAAAUCUAUAAGCUUGCUCAGAUUCCAGGAGGAAUACAGGACCCUUUCUCUCGUGAGCCGGGAUUUCAGACCUGCUGAGGUCUAUACGAUUGAAUAUCUAAUUGAUAAUAACAAUUUAGGCUUCCUUGUGGCUGAUGGAGAGAACAAUUUGGCUCUUUUUAUGUACCAGCCUGAGUCUAGGGAAAGUUUAGGUGGGCAAAAGCUCAUCAGAAAAGCGGAUUUCCACCUCGGACAAAAAGUUAACACUUUUUUUAGAAUCAGAUGCAAACUUGCAGACCCUGGGAAUGACAGAAAACAUUUCACUGGCGCAGACAGAAGGCAUAUUACUAUGUAUGCAACGUUGGAUGGAAGUCUUGGUUACGUGCUUCCUGUACCUGAGAAAACUUACCGGCGACUCUUGAUGUUGCAGAAUGUUCUAGUUACCCAUAUUUCACACACCGCAGGAUUGAAUCCUAAAGCCUAUAGGACUUACAAGAGCUACAUAAGGAUGCAAGGAAACCCGGCACGAGGAAUAAUCGAUGGUGAUUUAGUCUGGAAAUAUCUUCUUUUACCAAAUAACGAGAAGAUAGAAGUUGCCAAAAAAAUAGGGACCAAAGUACAGGAAAUUAUUGAAGACAUUACAGACAUCGAUCGUCAAACUGGUCACUUCUGAGUCGGCAUUCAAUCUGGAGAUUUUGGAAUUUCAGAACACUAAGAUGGUCUUGGAGUUCGCAAAAACUUGUUCUUCAAUGUUUCGCAAGGCUCUCUUAUUAUUCAAAUCUGAAAGACUUAUUAAAUUCUGGAUAGGGUGUAUGGUAAACUGCAAAAGAAAUUUUGUGGGCAUACACAGAGACUAAGCAACCGCUUUCUGCUAGUAGCAAAGUCUUCGUUUCCUAGCUGUAGCAUAAUGACGACAAAUCCCUGAGGUUAAUUAUCUUCAUUUUACAGACGUCUAACAGAUAAUGUCUUAAAUAAAGCAUCUCUGCAUUUGUAA